CCUAAAGCAACAGCUAAUAAGGGUUUUUAUUUCAAUGAAAUGCCAUCACAUCCUGAUGGUAUGUUUAAUAAAAUUGAAAAUAUCCACAAGAAUUGGAAGGGAGAUUACAAGUUACUUGAAAGACAUCAUGGUUAUAUUCAAUGGUUGUUUCCUAUUAGAGAAUCAGGUAUGAACUGGCAUGCACAAGAACUUCAACUACAUGAAGCAAAGGCUAUCAAUAGUAAUAAGAAAGCACACAGUAGAAUUUUAGAAUCCUAUAAGUUAAUGUUAGAUUUUUAUGGUAUUGAAUUAGCAGAUCCUAAUACAGGUGAAUUGAAAAGGUCAAAAAAUUGGGAAAGUCAGUUUCAACAUCUAAAUAGGUCCAUGCAUAAUUAUUUAAGAAUUACAAGGAUUUUAAAGUCAUUAGGUGAAUUUGAAUAUGAACAUUUAAAAGAACCUUUUGUGAAGUUUAUGAUGACUGAGGCUUUAAAGGAAAAGACUUUACCUAAUGUUGCAUCCAGUUGUAUGAAUUACUGGGUGGGAACAAUCAGAGAUGAUGAACAACGAAAAAAAUUGAGAGAAUAUGCUACUGAAUUGGGAUAUGAUGAAGGAAAAUUUUAG
Molecule: messenger RNA, 600 nt
Organism: Lottia gigantea (owl limpet)
Lineage: Eukaryota; Metazoa; Mollusca; Gastropoda; Lottiidae
Exons: 5
Cellular component (GO): membrane
Molecular function (GO): opioid growth factor receptor activity
Source: RefSeq, a predicted model, not a curated record